AUGGAGUUUCCGGACCUUGGGGCUCACUGUUCGGAGCCGAGCUGUAAGCGCUUGGAUUUUCUGCCGCUCAAGUGCGAUGCCUGCUCGGGCAUCUUCUGCGCAGACCAUGUGGCCUACGCCCAGCAUCACUGUGGAUCUGCUUACCAAAAGGAUAUCCAGGUGCCUGUAUGCCCGCUCUGUAACGUGCCUGUUCCUGUGGCCAGAGGGGAGUCCCCUGACCGUGCUGUUGGGGAGCACAUUGACCGAGACUGUCGCUCAGAUCCAGCUCAACAAAAACGUAAGAUCUUCACCAAUAAGUGUGAACGCGCUGGCUGCCGGCAGCGGGAAAUGAUGAAACUGACCUGUGACCGCUGUGGCCGAAAUUUCUGCAUCAAGCACCGUCACCCACUGGACCAUGAUUGCUCUGGGGAGGGGCACCCCACCAGUAGGGCAGGACUGGCUGCCAUCUCCAGGGCACAAAGCCUGGCUUCUUCUACAAAGACCAUCCCCAGCCCGAACCAGACCUUGCCUUCGUCUUCCUCUGCCAGCAGAGCCACAACUCAGUCUCCAACCCGGACAGCCCCUCCAGUGAUUACUUUGCAAAAUGGCUUGAGUGAGGAUGAGGCUCUGCAACGAGCCUUGGAACUGUCCCUGGCAGAGACCAAACCCCAGGUCCCAAGUUCUCAGGAGGAAGAAGACUUAGCUUUAGCACAAGCACUAUCGGCCAGUGAGGCAGAAUACCGACGGCAGCAGGCUCAAAGCCGCAGCUUGAAGCCGUCCAACUGCAACCUGUGCUAG
Molecule: messenger RNA, 777 nt
Organism: Rangifer tarandus platyrhynchus (Svalbard reindeer)
Lineage: Eukaryota; Metazoa; Chordata; Mammalia; Artiodactyla; Cervidae
Source: the annotation of a GenBank genome assembly